Impatiens glandulifera is the source of this 2197-nucleotide messenger RNA. RefSeq names its product very-long-chain aldehyde decarbonylase CER3-like. NCBI's taxonomy places the organism in Eukaryota, Viridiplantae, Streptophyta, Magnoliopsida, Ericales, Balsaminaceae. Gene Ontology annotation, molecular function: oxidoreductase activity; iron ion binding. The coding region runs from base 118 to 2004 and encodes 628 amino acids. The transcript is spliced from 11 exons. The record is from RefSeq and is a predicted model, not a curated record. Gene Ontology annotation, biological process: lipid biosynthetic process.
UCUCUCUCUCUCUCUAUCUAUCUCUCUUUUCUUGACUUCUCACCACUAUAUAAUCAUCACAAUCUAACCCAUUUAAACACAAACCAAGUUCUUCAAAUCUAUCUUCAAUAUAAUCAAAUGGCGUCUGUUUUGGAAAACUUAGGAGCUUACAAGUAUUUGUUGUAUGGGCCAUUUGUUGCUAAUGUUGUACGGAAUUGGAGAAUUCAAGAAGAAGGGAUGAUAUGGAAGGACAGUUGGUGUCUUCAUCUUCUUAUCAUAUGCAUCUUAAGAUGUGAAAUAUACCAUCUCUUUACUUCUUAUUGCAAUAUGUUGUUCCUCACGCGUAAACGUCGGAUUAAUCAAAAGGGUGUGGAAUUUAGUCAGAUUGACAAGGAAUGGGAUUGGGAUAAUUUCAUUAUUCUUCAUGCUUAUAUUGGGGUUAUGGCCUGUCGGAUGUUGUCGUCGGUGAUUAGUACUGAUCUUCCGUUGUGGAACACGAGAGGUUUAAUCGUCGUUGUGUUGCUUCAUGUGUUUGUUUCGGAGCCGUUGUACUAUUGUGUGCAUAGAUUUCUUCUUCAUGGAAGUUAUCUUUUCACUCCUUACCAUUCGUUUCAUCAUUCAUCGGCGGUGUUACAACCCGUAACAGCUGGGAGUGCCACAUUUUUGGAGCACCUGUUUUUGAGUGUAGUUAUAGGGGUCCCUAUAAUUGGGACUAGUUUGAUCGGGUAUGGCUCGAUUGGGAUGAUAUACGGAUAUAUAGUAAUUUUCGACCUUCUAAGGAGUUUAGGUCAUUGCAACGUUGAGAUUGUGUCACAUCGCCUUUUUGAAGCCUUUCCGAUCUUGAGAUAUAUCGUCUACACUCCCACGUACCAUAGCCUACAUCACACAGAAAUGGGCACCAAUUAUUGCCUCUUCAUGCCCAUCUAUGAUGCAUUGGGAAAUACCAUGAACAAUAAAUCAUGGAAUCUCCAUAAAAAGAUUAACUUGGAUGCUGCCGAGAAUUUGAUAAUACCAGAUUUCGUGUUCUUAGCUCACGCGGUUGACAUAUCGACGUCUAUGCAUCAGCCUUUUGUGUUCCGAUCGUUUGCCUCCAUUCCAUACAAGUUUAGGAUCUUCUUGUUGCCUUUAAUGCCUCUAGGGUUUUUAAUAAUGCUUAUAAUGUGGGCCAAGUCGAAGCCCUUCGUUGCUACCUUCUACAACCUUAGAGGCCGACUUCACCAGAUGUGGGGGGUUCCUCGCUUCGGUUUUCAGUAUUUCUUGCCAUUUGCCCAAGAUGGAAUCAAUAAACAAAUUGAGAUGGCCAUUCUUAGGGCCAACAAAUUAGGUGUCAAAGUCAUCAGCCUUGCUGCUCUCAACAAGAAUGAAGCUUUAAAUGGAGGUGGAACACUCUUUGUGGACAAAUAUCCAAACCUUAAAGUUCGAGUUGUCCAUGGAAACACUCUAACUGCGGCUGUCAUUUUAAACGAGCUCCCUCAAGAUGUCGAUGAAGUGUUCCUCACGGGUGCGACCUCAAAACUUGGAAGGGCCAUAGCCCUUUACCUAUGUAGACGACAAGUCAAGGUUCUGAUGUUGACUUUAUCUACCGAGAGAUUUCAAAAAAUUCAAAAAGAGGCACCCCAAGAAUAUCAAAAGUACUUAGUCCAAGUGACAAAGUACCAAGCAGCAAGUCAUUGCAAGACAUGGAUAGUUGGAAAAUGGAUCACUCGACGAGAACAAAAUUGGGCACCAUCUGGAGCUCAUUUUCAUCAGUUUGUCGUCCCACCGAUCUUACACUUUAGAAGAGACUGCACUUACGGUGACCUAGCGGCCAUUAGGCUCCCUGAGGACGUACAAGGACUUGGUUACUGUGAGUAUAAGCUUGAAAGAGGAGUAGUUCACGCUUGUCAUGCUGGUGGUGUGGUUCAUUUCUUGGAAGGUUGGACACACCAUGAAGUCGGGGCGAUUGAUGUCGACCGUAUUGACCUUGUUUGGAACGCUGCGAUGAAACAUGGGCUCAAGCCUGUCUCUAGUUUGAAGAAACAUUAGUGGGUGUGACAUGGAUCGAUGGACUAAUAUAAAUAUAAAUAUAUAUACUCAUGUUUUUUUAAAUAUAUAUAUAUAUAUAUAUAUAUAUAUAUAUAUAUAUAUAUAUAUAUAUAAUGUUUGAUUUGUUUGUAACUCCAAAUGUUAGUGUCUUGACAAGUAAACCAUAAUGGAAUUCAAUAUAUUUUUUUCUUUA